CAACCAAUUUUGUGCUCUAUGAAUGUUUUCCUAUUUUGUGUGUUAUUUACCUAAAAAAAACCAUCGAAUUGUGAUUGAAAUCAAAGAGUUUGUGUUACAUCGCAUAAUAGUCAUUAGUUAUUCGUCGAAAUUGGUAAUAAAUAUCAACAAAAUACGAAGUGCAAACUGUGUGCUGCCGUGUGCAAUCGAUCCGCUAGAUAGACAGACAGAGAGGAAGAGACAGGGACGACAGAUUUGUGUAUUUGGUGACGAUGAGUGGAAAUUGGCAACAGGCUAUAGACAAAUAUUGUUUCAACAUCCAAUAUGAAGCGGAAGCAACGUUACGAUUUGUGGACAAUGCAUUUGGAUGCAGCGGAAUGUCAUUUGACGAGAAUUUCAAGGAAUACUUCUUUCAAGCAUCGAAUGAACGGAUCGCCAAAGCGUAUGAACUUUUCCUCAAUAAAGCCAAAUUGGAAAGGAAAUUCAUUGGAGUUCGCGACCGAAAUGCUCCGACAAAUCACAAUUUGGACACCAACAAGACGACCACCGAUGCAAGCGGUGAGAUUAUGAUCAAUGGAUCGUAUAGUUGUCAUCGGCCAGAGCUUGGCACGGCUCAAUCCACUUACAAAAUUGCACAAGGCAAUGGACGAGGAGAUGAGAGUGCUAUUUGUGUGACAAUCAUCAUAUCGAAUCAGCCGGCGAUCGAUCCAAGGACAAACCAAGAGGCCAAUGUACUCGUUAAUCGCAUGGAAUCGGAUGGGACCAUGAAUGAGGCAGAAUCAAUGCCAACCAAAACCAACGGAACUGACGAGAGUGAAGACAAGACUGUAAAUGACUCAUCGAACAAAGGAACAACAAACAACUCAAUGACAGCAGUGGCACGUGAAGAGAUAAAUGAAGUCACCGAUCGUCUAGAUGUGAAUAAUGCCAUGGAUGAGCCACAGUUAUUGCCAAGUGGUGCGACAGAAAUUGAUCACGACGAAGACAACAUUGGAAAUGGCAAAAUCAGCGAUAAAACAACGAAUGGAAUGAUCGAAACAAAAGAAGCAAGUCGAGCGACGAGUGAAUUUGAUGAAAUCAAAGAAAUUGAUGCUCCAGAAGUCGAAGCAAUUCAUAUUAAUAUAGAGAACGAUUCGAUUGUUGACGAUUUGAUUCAUGAAACUGCUGUAGCAUCUCUGGAAAACAUUGGCAAUCAAAUCAACCGAAAUUACGCACAAAAAAGAACAACGAAUCAACGGCGAAAGAGAAAAAUUGCAGAAGCAUCGACAUCGAAUGGUAAUUCAAAGAAGAAACGGAAGGUUGCAACACGUUCGACACUGAAAACCAUUCCAGAAUUGAUUUCAGAAUCGCCAUUGGUUGAUCUGACAUUCGAUGAAGCAGAGAGGUCUCAACAGUCAAACAACGUGAAUACUCAAUCGAGUGAACAAAGUGAAACCAAUUCAAAUGGUGCUGAUCAACAGAAUGAAUCGACAUCGAGAGGGAAAUCCAAAACAAAAUGUGAGUUUUGUAAUUAUGUAUCAUGGCCGUCACAUCUGAUAAUACACAGACGCAUCCACACUGGCGAGAAACCAUUCGAAUGCAACAUUUGUGCGAAAAGAUUUACUACAAAGCAGAGUCUGAACAAGCACAUGAGAACUCACGCAAAACAAUUCCCAUUCCAUUGCUCGAUUUGUCGACAAGGAUUCACAGCGAAACGGACAAAGGAGUCGCACGAGAAAAGCUGCAAUCCACGUCGAUAUGAAUGUUAUAUAUGCAAAUAUCAUAAUUUAUACAAAACACACUAAGUCCGACAUAUG
Messenger RNA from Contarinia nasturtii (swede midge), 1775 nucleotides. Its product is annotated as homeotic protein spalt-major-like. The record is from RefSeq and is a predicted model, not a curated record. Bases 252 to 1763 code for a protein of 503 amino acids. The transcript is spliced from 4 exons. Lineage: Eukaryota; Metazoa; Arthropoda; Insecta; Diptera; Cecidomyiidae. Gene Ontology annotation, molecular function: RNA polymerase II cis-regulatory region sequence-specific DNA binding; DNA-binding transcription factor activity. Gene Ontology annotation, biological process: regulation of transcription by RNA polymerase II.